CAGCCCGCUGCGGCUGCUCGUCGUCUUUCCUUCCUUCCCGGCGGGGGCGCGGCGGUUCCUCCGGUUGCCGGCUUCGAAGGCUUCCCGCCCGCGAGACCGGACCCUUUGCUCAUGCCCGGGGCGCUUGGAGGCCCGCCUGUUCCCGCGGGGCUCCGGGCGCCUUACCUGGCAGGCCGCCGCGAGCGCCGGAGCAGCAAGAAUGUGAAGGUGGAAGAGUUGUGCGGUGUUAGAAGUAAAAGUGAGUGAUUGAGACAUGACUUACCGAGGCAACGAGCGGGACUUCCAGACCUCAGCACGAAGGAUGGGGACGUCGCUGCUUUUCCAGCUGUCUGUUCAUGAGAGGGAGCUAGACCUGGUCUUUCUGGACCACAGCUAUGCCAAACCAUGGAGUGCCCACCCUGAUGCCAGCAAUGCCCGCCCCACUCGCCUGCUCUUUGUCACUCCUAAAAGACAUCAAGAACACAGCACCAUUGAGGCGGAUGUUCCCAUUGAUGUAGAAACAGUGACACCCACACCUGUACCACUAUAUGACAACCAGAAAGCCCGCACGGUGAUGAAUGAGUGUGAGCGCCAUGUCAUCUUUGCCCGCACGGAUACAGAUACGCCUCCUCCACCUGAUGAUUGGGAGGAGCAUAUGAACAGGUCUGGCUGGACGGUUGCCCAGAACAAGCUGUUCAAUAAAAUCCUCAAAGCCCUGCAGUCUGACAGACUGGCUCGAUUAGCCAACGAAGGGGCUUGCAAUGAGCCGGUGCUCAGAAGGAUAGCGGUGGACAAAUGUGCUCGACGGGUCCGUCAGGCUUUGGCCAGCAUCAGCUGGGACGCCAGGCUGAUCCAGUGGCUGCACUCGACUCUGGUGGAGACCCUCAGCUUGCCGAUGCUGGCCGCCUACCUGGAUGCUUUGCAGACUCUCAAGGGAAAGAUUCCCAGCCUGAUCGAUCGGAUGUUGUUGUCGUCCACAACAAGGACGGGAGCAGCAGGUGCUGAGGCUCUUUCCCUCCUGCUGAAGAGGCCGUGGGAUCCAGCCGUCGGUGUCCUUUCACAUAACAAACCGGGUAAGUUGCCCGGCUCGCCACUUAUCCUGCUGGCAUCUUCUGGGCCCUCCAGCUCCGCAUUCCCCGCUUGUCGCCGGCACCGGUUCUGGCAGUCCCAGCUCUCUUGCUUGGGAAAGGUGAUUCCGGUGGCUCCCCAUUUAAUGAAUAACGGCAGUGGAGUUGGAGUGUUACAGUGCCUGGAACACAUGAUUGGGGCCGUGAGAGGCAAGGUACUCGAGGUAUGGCUAGAUUGCUCACUGGGACGCUCAGCCCGAGUGCAGAUCCACAACCAUUUCUCCCACAAGCCAGUAAUCCUGAUUGGCUGGAACACAGGAGCCUUGGUGGCCUGCCAUGUUUCCGUGAUGGAGGACGUCACUGCAGUGGUCUGCCUUGGAUUUCCUCUCUUAACCGUGGACGGUCCCAGAGGGGAUGUUGAUGACCCCCUUUUGGACAUGAAGACUCCAGUUCUCUUCGUGAUCGGCCAGAACUCCCUCCAGUGUAACAGUGAAGCCAUGGAAGAUUUCCGGGAGAAGCUUCGCGCUGAAAACAGCCUUGUGGUCGUUGGAGGCGCUGAUGAUAACCUCAGGAUAAGCAAAGCCAAAAAGAAGUCAGAAGGCCUGACUCAGAGUAUGGUGGACAGGUGCAUACAGGAUGAAAUCGCAGACUUCCUGACAGGAGUACUCACCCGGGCAGACAGCCACCCGGGCCCCGACCCGCGGGAUCUUGAUGCCGAGAAGAAGAAGAAGACCACGCGGGACUUGGCCAGGAAGGACCUGUCCUUUGACAUGCCGGAGCGGAGCAGCCGGCCCACGUCCCCUGCGGCCAAGGUCCCCGCCUCGCCCUCUGGGUCAGAGGAUCUGUCCAGCGUGUCCAGCAGCCCCACCUCCAGUCCCAAGGCCAAAGUCGCUGCGGUGUCCGCAGUGCUGAAAUCCAGCCAGCCUGGGGCUCCCCAGCCGCUGAAGAGGCCUGUGCAGCGAUCGGAAGUGGCCGUGGCCCAGAGGCACUCCCAAGCUCAGUUUGCCGCCUUUCUGAAACAAAACAUGCUGGUGAGGAAAUCUCUUCCUCCUGGCACCGCUUCAUGUCUCUUGGUCUCUUCAGAACAGCAGCAGGAUGCAGGGGAGAAGGAAGAGCUGCGACUACAGCUGAAGAGGCACCAGGCCCCCAGCCCAACUCACUGCAGCAAGGCUUCCAAGCGAGCUAAAAUCAAGGUGACCAUUGUCUCCCACGGGGAAGCUGCCGGCACGGGGAACGGAGCACCGCUGGACGUGCCGUCGGAAAUUGCUGCAGGGAAGCCUCUUGCUGCGACUUUGGGACAGGCUGUGGCAGGUGCAAAGGAGACCUCGGGACUGCUUGCCACCCCAAAACCGAGCUCUGCAGCGGAGACGCCCCCCAUCAGCCCCGCUCCGUCGGCUGCAGUGCCCGGCAGCACAGGCCCGAGCGCUUUCCACACGCUUCAGAACCGGCUGGCGGCCAGUGGAACACACGCGGCACAGGCGCCGCCUGUCAACACGCCCCAAGGAACGGCCUCGGCGAGCAGCCUGUUGCAAGGCUUGAGCUUCAGCCUGCAGGACAUCGGCAGCAAGCCGGCAGCUCUUCCAGUAAGCGUUGCUCCCACAGGGCCUUUGGUGCAGAGCUCAGCCUUGAAGACCCCAGCGCCUCUCAUCACCACCAGUGCAGGCACCAUCGUCCGUACAAUCCCGGUGGCCACAUCCUUGUCCUCGCUUGGCGCCGCGGCUGGCACCAAGCCCUCCGCCAUUCACCAGCUGCUCACAAACGGGGGACUGGCAAAGCUGGCGAGCAGCCUUCCCGGCUUGGCUCAUAUCUCCGGCCAGGGGGCAGGCUUAAAGGCCCCAACCACCAUCACAGUGACCUUGCGGGGACAGGCCAGCCGAGUCACCACCCUCAGCCAGGCCACCGUGGGAGCCAUCCAGCCCCAGCUGGAAGAGCAGCUGCUGCUGGCCACACCCCAGGUCCCGGACGCUGCAGUUGGGAACGUGACGGGCCCUGCCUCCAGUUCUGUGCCUCCCACCAAGCUGGUACCCCAGGGGGAACUGGGCAAAGGCCAGGCUAGCACAGAACUGCCUCCUGUGGACCCUGCGUCUCAGCCAGCCUCAGCAGUAGCCCCACCCGUAGUGACCACCACAAGCCCCAUGAAGACGCUCUAUGUGAUGUCAGAUGCCAAGCUGUCUGCGCUCACAAAAUCUGUUAUGGCGGAGGCCGCGUCUGCCCCUCUGAAGCCCCCAGGGAUCCCAUCGGCCAUGUCCUCCCCCGCAUCACCUGCCCCCGUCGGAGCCGUGACCUUUGCCACUUCGGCUCCGCCAGCCGGCGCCUCCUGCAGCCUGGUGCAUUCCAAAGUGGGUCCCGUUCUGCAGACAUCCUCCAAGACAGUGAUACUGACCUCCACGCUGACUGCUGUGAAGGGGGACCGCGCCCUAGGCCAGCGGGGAGAGACGGCUGCUCUGACCAAGGGCCACACGCUGGGGGCCACGGAAACCCUCGGCAGGGUGCCCUCCGUCCUGGACGGCAGCAGCGCCGUCCUCCCCACCAAGGAGAGCCUCCCCAGCAGGCAGGUGCUUCCACAGGGCAUGCGGUCUGCCGCAGCCGGCGCCACCCUCAUCACGCUGGGCAGCAGCCUGGCGGGCUCGGCCCUCGUGGCCACGGCGGGGCCUGCCCUCGGCCAGAAGCCGUAGCCACUCCCCCGCAGGCUUGCUCCAAGUGUGUUUCGCCUUUGCUGUGGAAGGUAAAUGCAGUCCGGGGGGGGGGGGGUAUUGCGCCCCUAUUCGUGUCCUCCUUGGUGAAGACGCUUCACCUGUUCUGUUUCUUUGACACUUUUAAUAAACUUUUUGUGUACGUAA
Varanus komodoensis (Komodo dragon) is the source of this 3886-nucleotide messenger RNA. It is a transcript of the gene KANSL3, whose product is annotated as KAT8 regulatory NSL complex subunit 3. Lineage: Eukaryota; Metazoa; Chordata; Lepidosauria; Squamata; Varanidae. The coding region runs from base 254 to 3721 and encodes 1155 amino acids. Gene Ontology annotation, biological process: positive regulation of transcription by RNA polymerase II. The record is from RefSeq and is a predicted model, not a curated record. The transcript has 23 exons. Gene Ontology annotation, cellular component: NSL complex.